GUUCGCCCCGCUGCUCUGCACCGAUUGCAUUGAUGGCUGUCCUGUCGCCGCAAACUCCUUAGAAGUACUCUUCGGAGCCGCCUGCAUGCAGCUUUUAUGUACUAUACUAUUUAUUGAUCUCGUGGAUCGCUACAAAAACUGCAACAGGGUGCUGAUGAUGAAUAAGAGACGUCUUCCUGCAUGCAAAACAUGAGCUCGUCACUGUCCCACCCCAUCCUUUAACCAAUGGCAACUUCCGUCCAGACUCUUCCCCUGACCCGUGACCCCAGUAAGAACUUCCGUGACCGUUUCCCCACUAGACCCCUGUCCGCCCGUUGCAGGAUGGGAAGUGUAGGCAGUUUAGUGGAGCGCCCAGAUGUGUCCCCUACCAAAGGCAACCGUGCCGUGCCCCAGGUGAGGCCGAGGCAGACCAACAGACUCCUGAAGAAGGGCUUCAAUCAGAGAGAGCUACUCAACUACCUCAACAUCACCAGAAAAGAGCCAAAAGCGAGCGCAGGCAGUGGCAGUAAAAAUGACGUUAUCUCUGGCCAGGAGGAGGAGAAUACUUAUGCUAAAGUCUACCACAAGGAUGACACCGUGGUAGAUGUGGGAAAGAACCCACUGCCUAUUGGUGGAAAGUACGAAAAGUCUCGUUUUAGGCCUUCAGCAUUCAAGCCUGUCACCCCCAAAAACUUCAGCUCCAUGCAAAACCUCUACCCCUCUUCCAAGAUGGAUGACACGGACCAUGGCCUUUCCAAUGGGCUCCAUAGGGCGUAUGCACACAAUCCCAAACCUGUCUCCUCCUCCUCUUCUUCCUCUUCACCCUCCCGUCAUGGGGGACAAACAUCCAAUGGCAAUAAGACUUCCUCCUCAGUGCGUGGGAUGAUCCAGGAGGAUGAUAACCUGUCAGACUCAGGUCAUAACUCCAUGAACAGCUUGCCGCCUUAUCGACCUCCCUUCCGCCCACACCUGGCUCAUAUUAGUGCAUCUAUGGGCCACAUCAAUACAAUUGGCUCCUUGGACCGUGCCUCUCUUGGGCCAAAGGCUGUAGUUCCAGGGGGUGCAGCCAUGGGGGAGAUGGCUACGUCUUGUCGGAGCAUGGCUACACUGACCCGUCUUGCCCCGUACGGUGGGGAGGCUCCACCUCCUUAUGAAAUGAUGCUCUCCCUCUCUGUUGAGGAAGUGGUUCGGGACCUGGAGGAACGCCUGGUGGAGAAAGAGCAUGAGCUGAAACAGAUGAGGAGGAACCUAGAUGAGAGCGAGGGUGCCAUUGUUCAGGUGUUUGAAGGGAAACAGCGCCUCUGGGAGAAGGAAGUGGAGGAGCUGAAACGCCUGUACGCCGCCAAGCUGCGCCAGGUCUCCCAGCAUGCUCAGCGCUCCCAGCGGAGCCUACAGCUGCAGCUGUACAAGGCCCAGCAAGAGAAGAACCGUCUGCAAGGAGAGCUCGAUGGCCUCAAGAGGGAGGGGAGCAAGGAAGCAGGGACCGGGGAAAAGGGAAUCAGUCCAACCCUGGAGGAGACCCAGUGGGAGGUCUGCCAGAAGUCAGGGGAGAUAUCCUUGUUGAAGCAGCAGCUGCGAGACUCCCAAGCAGAGGUGACCCAUAAGCUGAGUGAGAUCUUCCAGCUCAAGACUCAGCUCAGGGAAACCCGCUCCGAACUCCGCAGCCGAGAGGGGCAAAUCGACAAGCUAAAGCUGGCCCUACAGGGCACAAUGCAACGCAGAUACCCCUCUCAGACAGCCCAUGACGACAGCAGAGGGGCUGAGGAGAGUAGCUCAGGUGGGGCAACAGGAGGAUGCGGGGGCACUACAGAGGAGCGUCUACGUGCGGAGCUCCUGUUGGAGCGACGCCAGAGCGAGGCUCAGGCCAUGGCUUUUGACGAGGAGAGGAGGACGUGGCAGACAGAAAAGGACAAGGUCAUCCGCUACCAGAAGGAGCUGCAGGCCAACUACCUGGAAAUGUACCACCGCAACGAAGCACUGGAGCGAGAACUGUUCCAGCUGCAAGCAUGGAGAGAGAGAGGAGGAGGGGUAGGGGAUGAAGGAGGAGGAGGAGGAGACAGCAGGAACGGAGCAUUGGAAAGGGAAGUGCCGGAGCUGAGGAGCGGAGAAGAGAAAGACGAGAACCGGCCUCCCUCCGUUCUGCCAUGGAUAGAACGGAUCGAGUCCUCUGAGAUCUGAC
This is a messenger RNA of Lampris incognitus (smalleye Pacific opah), 2158 nucleotides long. RefSeq names its product NEDD4 binding protein 3 (gene n4bp3). Gene Ontology annotation, cellular component: cytoplasmic vesicle. NCBI's taxonomy places the organism in Eukaryota, Metazoa, Chordata, Actinopteri, Lampriformes, Lampridae. The transcript has 10 exons. Bases 226 to 2157 code for a protein of 643 amino acids. The record is from RefSeq and is a predicted model, not a curated record.